CAAACAGAUAAUUUCAACACGUAUUCAGAGGAUGUACAGUGGAGCCAUGGUUCACCUUUCUACUGGGCUGUUGCUAUUUGUUUCUCUCCAGAGCUCAGCACUCGCCCUCCAGAAUGAUUCCCUGCCUCGGACUUUCUCUGGGCACUUUGUCACUUAUGAGCCAGUGGACUAUGUUGACCUCUCAAUGAAGGACGACGGGGGGUUGGGCUCAGGAUCGGAGCAGGAGCCGGUGAAAAAACACAGUCACCACCAUCAUCCACAGAAGCACUAUUUCGUCUCAGAUGGGGUCAAGCGUUUUCUCCAGGGUCCCCUGGCAACAAGCUUUGUCCCGACUGUUUACACCCUCGUCUUCAUCAUCAGUGUGCCACUCAACCUUGUUACUAUGGUGAUGUUUGUGCAUCACAUCCAUCCCAGGAAGCCAGCAGUGAUCUACAUGCUGAAUCUGGCCUGUGCUGAUCUGCUGUUCGGCCUGCUCCUUCCUUUCAAGAUAGCCUACCAUUACCAUGGCAACAACUGGAUCUAUGGCUCCGUCAUGUGCGGGGUUGUGACCGCGGCCUUCUACUGCAACAUGUACUGCUCUGUCCUGCUCAUCAUGUGCAUCAGCAUCGACCGCUUCCUGGCUGUGGUCUACCCCAUGAACUCUCUGACAUGGCGCAGCCCUCAGACGGCUUCGGCUGUGUGCAUCGCCAUGUGGCUGUUGGCCCUUGGAGGGGUCUGCCCUCUGCUGGCCUCAGGACAGACCCUCUACUUGUCAGACCUGAACAUCACCACCUGCCACGAUGUGCAGGAUGUGGGACAACUACAAGCAUACUAUCGGUACUUCUUCCCCAUCUACUCCUCUGUUUUCUUCUUCAUCCCUCUUGUCUUCACCGGCGUAUGUUACGUUCGUAUCAUCCAAGCUCUUGCGGAGGCCAACGUGGAGAACCGCUCCAGGAAGACUCGGGCCGUGGUGAUGGCUGCAUUUGUGCUGGUGGUGUUUGUGGUCUGCUUCACUCCCACCAACAUCCUCCUGAUGGUCCACUACGUUCAGCUGUCCCACGGCUCCAGUGACGCCUCCUACCAGGCGUACCUGCUGUCCUUGUGCGUGGGCAGCCUCAGCUGCUGUCUGGAUCCCGUCCUCUAUUACUUCGGCUCCUCUCAGUGCCAGAAGCAGAUGGCUGCUGUGUUCAGAUGUAGGCGACUGGCACAGGUGAAGAGCAGCUCAGAGAACCACAGCACGAGAAGCAGUGGGCGGACAGACAGCAGCAGCUUAUGCAAGAUGGAGAACGCUGAAACGGACCUGAGCAGCCACUACAGCCGGCUGGUGGCUUAAGUGCAUGAGGAGGCUGAGAGACUU
Molecule: messenger RNA, 1336 nt
Organism: Paralichthys olivaceus (Japanese flounder)
Lineage: Eukaryota; Metazoa; Chordata; Actinopteri; Pleuronectiformes; Paralichthyidae
Gene: f2r
Product: coagulation factor II (thrombin) receptor
Biological process (GO): blood coagulation; positive regulation of blood coagulation; positive regulation of Rho protein signal transduction
Cellular component (GO): plasma membrane
Molecular function (GO): thrombin-activated receptor activity
Source: RefSeq, a predicted model, not a curated record